Messenger RNA from Amoebophrya sp. A120, 457 nucleotides. NCBI's taxonomy places the organism in Eukaryota, Dinophyceae, Syndiniales, Amoebophryaceae. The record is from the annotation of a GenBank genome assembly.
AUGAAGAGCUACUUGAGAUUACAAAUGAUCCUUCCAAAAACAAUUGCAAUUUUUGUCUCUUCCGGAGUGUGUGGGGCUUUUGAAUUUCCAUACACGGCUCAGAAUGUUCAUGAGCUGUUGCUGGAACGGUAUAAAGUACUAUUUUGCCGGUUUUCGAUAUUGGUUUUUCAAGCACCAGGUGCAGGUAGAGGUAUCAGGCAGGAUUCUCAACAUGAUUUACCUAUUUCCAGUGCGGCUUCUGCCGGCAUGUGCAUGAGCAUGCACGAAGUGAUGGCAACUUACUUAGUCAUGAAAGAACGAGGAGACACAGGGAAUAUCCUAGUGGACGACAUAGGAAAAUAAAUCGGUACUUACCAAUAACAGGUGCGUACAACAAACGCAAUAAGGCUGUCAUCACGGCGCUGAAAGCGGGCAACUCGAUCCGGGUUUCCAAGGGAUGCUGUUGCUGCUGAAGCGG